AUGGAUCCGACUACCAACAACACGAAUGACAUACAGCAUCUGGUAUAUGACAGAGAUGCUCCUUUCGUUACUCCUUCCACACCAACGCCACCGACACCGAUUCAGCCUAUUACCACGAUCGUGCCUGUACUAGAACAGACCGUGUACAACGAAGCCGACGAGACGGGGGGUUGCGAGAGGACACUCGACUACGUCCGAGUCCAGCUCAAGGCCUUGAGAUACCUAGCAUCCUACCCAUCAGAUGCGCUCACCGGGCGACAAGCAUGCAAGUGGACGCAAAUGAUCUCGCCAUCGGAUUUCGAGCCAACAGCGCAAGAGGCACUGCGUCUAUGCUACUACCUGCGCUCCCAAGGCUUCGACACAUGUGCAAAAUUCAAGCGUGGAUACAUGAAGCUUUACGUUGCAAACCAGGAAAGCAACAGGCGGAAUUCACAAGUCGAUGUGCUGUAUUGGAGGCAAGAUGUCACGACCAACGAGAUCACAUAUGCGUGCUCUCCCGGGAUAUCAGAGCCAUUGGUAGUAGGAGGAGGAGGAGGCAGACGCCCCGCUGUUGCGUCGCUAUCACUACAUGCCACCGAAGGUCGAUCGCUUUACGACCACUACUACGCUCAACGAAGGCAGGACCCGCGUACGAUAGACAGCCUUGCGACUCUUGCAUCUGCAGCAGAAAUCCGGUUGCAAAACUUGGUCGCCGGUGAGAAUCCUGAUCCGGGUGAGAUUGAAGUCACGCUUAUGCAGCUUGAAGAAUACCGCGCACUGCUCCGUGGGGAGUAG
Messenger RNA from Bipolaris maydis ATCC 48331, 774 nucleotides. RefSeq lists its product as uncharacterized. NCBI's taxonomy places the organism in Eukaryota, Fungi, Ascomycota, Dothideomycetes, Pleosporales, Pleosporaceae. The record is from RefSeq and is a predicted model, not a curated record.